Molecule: messenger RNA, 870 nt
Organism: Penicillium verhagenii
Lineage: Eukaryota; Fungi; Ascomycota; Eurotiomycetes; Eurotiales; Aspergillaceae
Product: carbonic anhydrase
Exons: 1
Coding region: 1-870 (289 amino acids)
Biological process (GO): cellular response to carbon dioxide; cellular response to oxidative stress; carbon utilization
Cellular component (GO): cytoplasm
Molecular function (GO): carbonate dehydratase activity; zinc ion binding
Source: RefSeq, a predicted model, not a curated record
AUGAACGUCGCACGAUUGGCCGUGCGACCUAGCGCAGUUGCUCGCACCCUCAAGGCGGUGCAGAGCAGCGCAGGCCGCCAGCCAUCGAAACCCUCUCUUUCCUCUCACUUCCCUCCUUUUUCUGGGCGUAUUUCACCUCGUUCCUCUCCCUUCUCGACCUCCACUCCUGCUUGGUGCUCCAAGCACAGCCCCUCCAGCACCGCCACCGCAGACGCCGAUCAAUCUAACACCUCCAGUUCAGAUCGCUACUCGUCCGCUCUGCGACAGAACAAGGAAUGGGCCGCCCAGACUGCCCGCGAGCACCCUGACCUUUUCCCUACCCUUGCGACCGGUCAACAACCCCAGAUCCUGUGGCUAGGAUGCUCCGACUCCCGCUGCCCGGAGACCACCCUGCUGGGUCUGAAGCCCGGCGAUGUUUUCGUGCACCGUAACAUCGCCAACAUCCUGCACCCUGGUGACCUGAGCUCGGGUGCAGUGAUUGAAUAUGCCGUGCAGCACCUGCGCGUCAACCAUGUUGUGGUCUGCGGCCACACCGCCUGUGGCGGUGUCGCUGCCGCUAUGGGCAACAAGCAACUUGGUAUUCUGGACCCAUGGCUGCUUCCCCUGCGCCAGGUCCGCAACCGCAACCUUGCCUUGCUGCAGAGCCUGUCCGAGGAAGAGGCGGCGCUUAAGCUCGUUGAGCUUAACGUCCGCGAGGGUUUGGACGUUGUCAAGCAAAAGGGUGCGGUUCUCAACGCGAUCGAGGAACGUGGACUCCAGGUCCACGGUCUGAUCUACGACGUUGCUUCCGGUGUCCUGCGGGAAUUGGACACCCAGGAUUCGGAGGAGGUUAUCAAGUCUCGGUUGACAGCUUUCGCUGUUCGUGAUUAG